This is a messenger RNA of Cynara cardunculus var. scolymus (artichoke), 1702 nucleotides long. RefSeq names its product carboxyl-terminal-processing peptidase 1, chloroplastic. Lineage: Eukaryota; Viridiplantae; Streptophyta; Magnoliopsida; Asterales; Asteraceae. The transcript is spliced from 11 exons. The record is from RefSeq and is a predicted model, not a curated record. Gene Ontology annotation, molecular function: endopeptidase activity; serine-type peptidase activity; protein binding. Gene Ontology annotation, biological process: proteolysis. Bases 39 to 1451 code for a protein of 470 amino acids.
AGCAGUAUCCUCACACACAGGGGAAAACAGUGAAGAAGAUGAGGGUCUUCCUCCUCUGUAAUUCAUCGUCUUCUUCCCUUUCCUUCUCCCCGCCACCAAUCGCUCAUCACCGCCCUCAAAAACCUCUGCUUAUCCCUCCUCAAAAACCCUCUUUAAUCGGUUCGCUAACUGGGGCUGCACUCUCUUUCAAUCUCCUCUUCUUCUCACCGCUAUCUCCCCUUCCUCCGCCUUCAAUCGCAUCGGAUUUUACCCCUUCAGUCUUUCAAUCGGAGUGUCGGGAAGAAGAUCAACGGAGAGAAGAGGAGAGGAGGUUUGAAAGGGCUCCUGAAUUGGUGACAAAUGAAGAAAUUGUGAAGGAAGCAUGGGAGAUUGUUAAUGAUAGUUUUCUUGGUGGUGAUCGAAAUCGAUGGUCUCCUCAAUCUUGGCUUCAAAAGAAGGAAGAUAUUAUGGGUACAUCACUCCCAACAAGAUCAAAAGCUCAUGAUGUAAUCCGGAGGAUGUUAUCUAGCUUAGGCGACCCUUAUACACGUUUUCUUUCUCCUGCGGAGUUCUCAAAGAUGGCGAGGUAUGAUAUGUCUGGAAUUGGAGUUAACCUCAGGGAAAUUCCUGAUGAAAAUGGCGAAGUAAAAUUAAUGGUUUUGGGGCUCAUUUUGGAUGGCCCUGCCCAUACAGCCGGUGUAAGACAGGGAGAUGAACUAUUAUCUGUCAAUGGAGUAAAUGUGAAGGGGAAAUCAACAUUUGAAGCUUUAUCAAUAUUACAAGGCCCCAAUGACACAUCCGUAAACAUCAUGGUCAAGCAUGGUAAUUGUGGUCCUAUACAGUCUAUUGAGGUCCAAAGGCAACUUGUUGCCAAAACCCCGGUUUUCUAUCGCUUGGAACAAAUGGAUAAUGGCAAGACUUCAGUUGGAUACGUGCGUUUGAAAGAGUUCAAUGCACUCGCUAGAAAGGAUUUGGUUACGGCAAUGAGGAGACUUCAAGGCAUGGGAGCUUCAUUCUUCGUUCUUGAUCUUAGAGAUAAUCUUGGUGGAUUGGUACAGGAGGGUAUUGAAAUUGCCAAACUAUUUCUAAAUGAAGGGGAGACGGUAAUAUAUACUGCUGGAAGGGAACCUCAGAGCGUAAGAAGUAUAGUAGCAGAAACGGUGCCUCUUGUUACAGCUCCUGUCAUUGUUUUAGUGAACAAAAAUACCGCUAGCGCAAGUGAAAUAGUUGCAACUGCACUUCAUGACAACUGUAGAGCCAUUCUUGUUGGUGAAAGGACAUAUGGAAAGGGUCUGAUUCAGUCUGUAUUUGAACUUCAUGAUGGAUCUGGCGUCGUGGUCACUGUCGGCAAAUAUGUCACGCCAAAUCAUUUGGACAUAAAUGGGAACGGAAUAGAUCCUGAUUAUAAAAAGUUUCCCGCAUGGAAUGAAGUCGUUGAGCGUUUAUCCAAGUGCCAAAAGCAACACGGGUAAAACACAUUCGUGUUCUUUUCUGUUACUUUCUUAUGUGUCUACCCAAGAGUUGGGAUCACGUGAGAAAUAGGCUGAGUACAGUGAAGAUACUCUUAUAUUGAGUGAAUGUUACGUUAUAUUAUGUUAAGAUUGUAACUUCCAUUCACUGUGUAUUGGAAGGUUAAAUUAUAUUCUAUAAAUGUUGUAACCUUCACACAGUAUAAACAUAUCUUCACAGUUGUGUAUAUGUUCAAGAGACUCUCAUGACACUA